GCACGCGCAUCGGUUCUCAAUAUAAGUAGCCUUACAGUACUCUCCUUCCGCUACCGCGUCCCCUUCAGGGCUCUCUCCACCUCUCGCUAACCAGUUUGUCAAUAUGCCAUCCUCUCCCUCAGUGUUCAACACGCCUUUGACGAGGCAAUUCAAUAUCAACCAUCCUGUCAUGCUUGCCGGGAUGAACGUCGCCGCAGGACCGAGGCUCGCUGCGGCAGUUACAAAUGCUGGUGGCAUCGGCGUGAUAGGCGGCAUCCAUUAUAGCCCCAAAGUGUUACAGCAGGCCAUCGACGAACUGAAGAGUUACCUGGAGGACAAGAAUGCUCCUUUCGGUGUUGAUCUAGCUCUCCCGCAAAUAGGAGGGAAUGCACGGAAAACUAACUAUGACUACACGAAAGGGCACUUGCCCGAGUUGAUCGACAUCAUCAUCAAGAACAGAGCGUCCCUCUUCGUUUGCGCGAUUGGCGUACCUCCGAAGGAUGUUGUUAACAAAUUGCAUGCGGCGGGAAUCGUUGUGAUGAACAUGGUGGGCCAUCCUAAGCAUGUCCCCAAAGCCUUGGCCAAGGGCGUGGAUAUGAUAUGCGCACAGGGUGGUGAAGGCGGAGGACACACCGGUGAUACACCGUUCUCGGUCCUCAUUCCCGCAGUUGUGGACUCGUGCAGAAACGCAAAGAGCCCACUCACAGGCAAACCUAUCAUUGUCAUCGCAGCAGGCGGAAUUGCAGACGGACGUGGUCUAGCAGCCGCUCUAACGUAUGGGGCGGAUGGAGUCUGGGUGGGCACACGAUUUGUAGCGAGUGUGGAAUCAGGCGCUCCCAAAAUCCACAAGGACCUCGUGGUGUCCGCCGGAUACGACGAUGUAACCCGAACCCUCGUCUAUUCCGGUCGGCCCCUCAGCGUCAGGCGUACACCUUACGUUGCCAGUUGGGAGUCCCGGCAACAAGAAAUCGCCGAGCUCACCUCGCAAGGCAAAAUCCCCCACGAAGAGGAAAUGGCGAAGCAUCCUGAGAAGUUGCCAGAGGGGCGUGAAUGGCUGAUGGGAAAGGUCGCUGGUUCCAUACGCGACGUCAAGCCUGCUAAGGAGAUCGUCGAUGAACUUGUCGUCAUGGCUGCUAGAAGUCUGCAGAACGCCAAUGCAUCGAUUAUACCCAAAUCCAAGUUGUAAAACGUAAUAUUGAAUCGGGAUGUAGCGGCAUCGAGGACAAAUUCUGGGCGGUGGAUCAAACCUCAGAUGCUUUCUACGCAUAUGUAUGUACAAUAUACGAAUACAAUGUAACUGUGGUUGCUUCAGAUCGUACGGAUUUACAAAGGAACAGAU
Molecule: messenger RNA, 1318 nt
Organism: Laetiporus sulphureus 93-53
Lineage: Eukaryota; Fungi; Basidiomycota; Agaricomycetes; Polyporales; Laetiporaceae
Product: 2-nitropropane dioxygenase
Exons: 12
Coding region: 104-1165 (353 amino acids)
Molecular function (GO): nitronate monooxygenase activity
Source: RefSeq, a predicted model, not a curated record